Molecule: messenger RNA, 2406 nt
Organism: Phaedon cochleariae (mustard beetle)
Lineage: Eukaryota; Metazoa; Arthropoda; Insecta; Coleoptera; Chrysomelidae
Source: the annotation of a GenBank genome assembly
AGCAUUCUAUUUACUUGAUUCUACCUCUACCAAAGAUUUUGCCUCUACCUGCACUUUUGUAAUCUGUUGCAGUGUCAGUAUAUUAGCCUGAGUCAGACACUAUUCUUUGGUAGGAGUAUACUAUACUGUUCAAGGCAAGUAGUUCAUUCGAUGUUUUUGAUUUCAAAUUUCGAAUUUCCGACAAUCCAGGCUUGUUUCGAAAUUUUCUGAUGAUUUAAGGUAAUUAAUUUAGAAAGUGUUCAGCUAAUGGGGUCGUUAUAAAUAAUCCUAAGUAAAUAAUGACCGAUGCCAUUGUCAAGGAUUCCUUAUUUGGGAAAGACCAGCGGUCAUCGUAGUGUAGAGUUGAAGAAUCAGUCAUUUGGAUUCUGGAUUUCCCCGUUUAUUGCAGUUCAUUAUUUUCACAAAGAAUUGGAUUGUUAUAUCCUAUAAGAAUAUUUGAGCAAAAAGCUUCAGUAUGACUAUGAAGACAACCCCAUUCUUCCUUUUGGUCUUCCAUUUCUUGUUGGCACACGGAAAAGUAAACAAAUGCGGUGAAUCCAAGCUCCGAGAGUGUUUUUGCGGCAACCAAUUCAAGGACGAGGAAGGACGAGCGGUAUUCGUAGUGAAUUGCUCGAAUUUGGGAUUCACCAACGUCGACAUGCUGGAACAUCUGCCGGAAGAAACAGAGUGGCUCAUCUUCACUGGGAACCACGUGAGCACCUUGCCCGUCAAUGUUCUCGGGGAGAACAAGAAUUUGACAAAGCUCAGAGAUCAGUAUGCAAACAUCAUACGACGAACCAUUAAAAAAACUGGUACCCCAUACACAGUACAUGAAUUAUGCCAUGAGUACAUCAAAAGAAUGGCAGCUGAUUUAUAUGUGAACAUACCAAAAAAUUGUAAAUUGUCCGAUAUAAGAGUUCUCAAAUUGGACCAAGAAAAUCGAAGUUUUGCAUCUAAUAAGACUUUAUACGACCAGCAAGGGUUUGCUAAAGCUUUGAUCUCGAAUACUAGAAGAAAACUAGACAUCUUGAAUAUGAAUCUCAAGGCCGCCAAUUUGAAAAAACCCGGAAUUACAAAAGCGAAGAAAAAUGGAGUGAUCGACAUGACCAAUAACGGCAUCAGAGACAUAAAAGGCAAAGCUUUUCACCACGUACCCAGCGUGACUCGUCUCAUUCUCGACCACAACAACAUCUCCAUUGCCGAUCAGUACGACAAAAACUACCACCAUCCGAGGAUGUUCUCGAAUUUCGUGAAUUUGGAAGAGCUGCACCUGACCAACGCUUUCGCUGACAACACCGAUGCCGCUUUGGCUGACGAUCUGCACGAUAUCUUCGUCAAUAGCAACCUCACCAAGCUGUAUAAGCUGCAUCUGGAACAGAACGAGAUCAGGAAUUUCAGGGACGACAGGGUGUUCUGCGAUUUGCCCGAUAUCCACGAUUUGUACUUGGGAGAUAACAACAUCCCCAGUCUGAACUUCAACAUAACCUGCCUGCCAAAGCUGCGCUUUUUGGACCUGGAGCAGAACAACAUCACAAGGUUUUCGCAGCGUGACCUUGACAAUUUCGACAAACUGGCCCAACCUCACCGCGUCAACAACCUCAUGAUUGAAAUCAACGGAAACCCCUUCAGGUGUGACACCGCCAUAAAAAACUUGUACACCUGGUUGCACAAAACUAACGUGACAGUGAGAAACGUCGAUAAACUCGAAUGCCAUCAGGCCAAGUACGGCACCAAAAUCAUAUUGAAUCUGAAGGUUCUGGUGGAAACCACCCACGCCAAGAUAUCCCAAGCGCUGAUGAUUGUGCUCGUGAUUUUGGUGUUCAUUUUGUUGACUCUCAUGGGAGCUUACGUUUACUUGAAGAAGGAGAGCGUCAAGAAACAGUGGAGGCCGAUCUUGGAGGCGGUUUCUAAGAAAGUACAGUAUAACAGGAUAGAGACGCAAGAUGUUUGAGAGAUAGUGGCAAGAAAGAGGAUUGACGACAAUAGGUAUAUUAUGUCAGUGAUUGUUUAUGUUCCUCAUCCUUCAAGUGAACUGUAAUCAUAUUCAUGUUUUCUCGUGAUGUAUUGCUCUACAAGAGCAGACUUCUAUAACAUAUAUACAGGGUUGGGAAUAUGUGUGGAAACACCUUAUAAUAUCUCGAAAACGACAAUGGGCUUAUAUCACAAAAAAAAUUUAUUUCAUAAUUCGAUAGAACUCACCCAAACUAGCUCACCACCGCAAACCGUUUCUUGCUGUGAGCUCCCUACGUUUUAUAAAAAAAAUUUGAAAUCCCCGAUUCUUCGGACCUCUGAAAACGAGGCGAUGAUGUGACGUCAAAACCCUAAUACUGAAACAAGAUCAUUCCAGACAGAGAUGAAUGACACAUGAUUUCUGACAGAGUGAAUGAGCGCGAGAUCACAGUUGAAAGAAUUAAUAUAUCAGUUGCC